Emiliania huxleyi CCMP1516 is the source of this 423-nucleotide messenger RNA. RefSeq lists its product as hypothetical. Bases 1 to 423 code for a protein of 140 amino acids. NCBI's taxonomy places the organism in Eukaryota, Haptophyta, Isochrysidales, Noelaerhabdaceae. The record is from RefSeq and is a predicted model, not a curated record. The transcript has 3 exons.
AUGAGCCACUCAGGCGCGGCGCCAGCGGUGGUCGAAGACGCCCUGCGCAUGAUCUCGCUCGUCAGCUGCUCGGCCAACGGCAACGCCGCGCCGCCGGAGGCGCGCACGCCGGCCGAGCUGUUCUGGCCGAGGCAGACGAGGUCCUUCCUCGUGCAUUCACUAUUAAUGUUGAGUGUGAGUCAACAGGCGCGCACGUCGCCCGAGCUGCUCUGGCCGAGACAACGAGAACACCCGAUGGCACCGACCGAUCUUCAUCCGCACUAUGGACUCACCCUGACGCGUGGCAUGCACGAUGCAGGCUACCAGUACAAUCGGCACGUCGGCGCGCCGCUCAGUGUCGACCAGACGCCCCGGCCGGCGACGCAGGAAGAGGUGUGGAGGCACGCGACAGAGGAGCGUUUCGAGGAAUACCAGGCUCUUUGA